AUGUGUGAAGCCUUGACGGAUGCGCACCGACACGGCACUACCCGAACACAAGGAGGGGACGACGACUGUGACAAGGUCCUGAGGAGAAACCAAGCAAUCACUUUCCACACGUCGUCCCUUUGGAGGCAAAGGCCUGGUAGCCCGGUCCAAGACGGGAGACCAGGAGGUGCAUUUAGUGGUGCGCUAACCCCCAGAGAGAUCGUGGUUGCCCCCGUGGCGACCAGACCCCCCAGCCGGGGACUUCACCUCAAUGAGGUCAAGGCCGUCAUCCAGCGAGAGAAUGACGGUCGGGGUCCAGACACUGACAGGCCCGAAGCAUCCAAUCUCGCUGGCGGAGAGAAGCGCCAGGCGCGUGAGAGGGCCAGAAAUUGGCCAUCAUCACGGCUUCCCAUGACGGCAUAUGCGCUGAGAAAUGUCUCAACCGAAAACGCAAGCGCGACCAGCGUCCGAUGGCAGUGA
Molecule: messenger RNA, 459 nt
Organism: Neurospora crassa OR74A
Lineage: Eukaryota; Fungi; Ascomycota; Sordariomycetes; Sordariales; Sordariaceae
Exons: 3
Coding region: 1-459 (152 amino acids)
Source: RefSeq, a predicted model, not a curated record